Messenger RNA from Mizuhopecten yessoensis (Yesso scallop), 3571 nucleotides. Its product is annotated as probable ATP-dependent RNA helicase DDX46. Gene Ontology annotation, cellular component: nucleus. Gene Ontology annotation, molecular function: RNA helicase activity; nucleic acid binding; ATP binding. Lineage: Eukaryota; Metazoa; Mollusca; Bivalvia; Pectinida; Pectinidae. The record is from RefSeq and is a predicted model, not a curated record. Gene Ontology annotation, biological process: mRNA splicing, via spliceosome. The transcript is spliced from 19 exons. The coding region runs from base 81 to 3149 and encodes 1022 amino acids.
UUGAGCGUUUGGAUAGCACAAGUUAACCGCCAUAACGUUGGAGCGUUAAGUUGAUAGAAAUAACGUUUUCGUCCGACACAAUGCCGAAGGAUAGCAGAUCAUACAGGAAAAGGUCUAGAUCAAGAAGUGGAUCAAGAGAAAGGAAACGUUACAGAAGUAGGUCCAAAAGCACUGAUCGAUCACGAAGAUCAAGGUCAAGAGACAGAUUAAGACGAUCAAGAUCCAGGGAAAGAGAUAGGGACAGGUCUAAGAGAUCCAGGUCACGGGAUAGGCGAAGGUCAAGAUCAAGGGACAGAAGACGGUCAAGGAGUCGAGAGAGAGAUAGGAGAAGGAGGUCAAGGUCACGGGAUAGGGACAGAGAUCGUAGAUCACGAUCAAGAGAACGGAAGAGAGACAAGAGGUCACGUUCUAAAACACCUGAUAAAUCCAAAACAAAGGGGGAGACAUCACCAGAAAGAAAAUUGCAGUUUAGAGAGGGAGAAUUAAGCGUGAGAGAUGAACCACUUGACAAGGAGGAGGAACAGAAAAGACUGGAGAUGGAAAUGCAAAAACGAAGAGAAAGAAUAGAGCAUUGGAGAGCAGAAAGGAAAAAGACCAAAGAGCUUGCCCCUAUUAAUAUUGCCCCUCCCACAAAGAUUUGGAGUUUAGAAGAUGACGAAGACGAUGAUGACAUAGUUGAUAAUGGGUCAAAGGAUGACGAUGAUGAACUGGACUCUUUGGAUGCCUAUAUGCAGAAUAUUGAGGACAAACCAAACCGAGAUAAGGAACAGAAAUCUGGCAUCAAAACAGAAAACGGUACAAAUGCCGAGACCAGUUCUACUGCGGCAGUGGGUAAGGUGACCAUGAUUACAGGCGUGGUGAAAACAAAAACUGACACAUCGCUACAAAAAGGAGAACUUAUGUUAAACAAUGUGGAUGCAAUGGAGUAUUCAUCAGAAGAGGAGGAAGAGGAUUUAGACUCGACUAUGGCAAAAAUUAAAAACACUAAAAAGGAACUGUUGGUCGUGGACCAUACAAGGAUUUACUAUGCUCCAUUCCGCAAGGAUUUCUACGUCGAAGUUCCAGAAAUACGAAAGCUGACAGCAGAAGAGGUUGAUGCCUACCGACUUGAACUAGAGGACAUUAAAGUACGUGGUAAAAACUGUCCCAAACCAAUUAAGUCCUGGGCACAAUGUGGCUGCAGCAAAAAAGUCAUGGAAGCUUUCAAGAGACAUGAUUAUGACAAACCCACACCAAUCCAAGCACAAGCCAUUCCUGCCAUCAUGAGUGGAAAGGACCUGAUCGGUAUUGCCAAGACAGGCAGUGGUAAAACCAUAGCCUUCCUUAUCCCAAUGUUCCGUCACAUCAAGGACCAACCAGAACUGGAUGAGGAUGAUGGACCUAUAGCUGUUGUGAUGACCCCUACCAGAGAACUUGCCAUGCAGAUUACAACAGAGUGUAAGAAGUUUGCCAAACCACUGGGCCUUCGUGCUGUUUGUGUGUACGGGGGAACUGGUAUCUCGGAACAGAUUGCAGAACUCAAGCGUGGCUGUGAGAUCAUCGUCUGUACUCCCGGACGUAUGAUAGACAUGUUGUCGGCCAAUAAUGGGCGAGUGACUAACCUUCGGCGGUGCACCUACAUUGUGUUGGAUGAAGCAGACCGAAUGUUUGACAUGGGUUUCGAACCUCAGGUGAUGAAAAUAGUGGACAAUAUUCGACCUGACCGUCAGACGGUGAUGUUCUCAGCCACUUUCCCGCGACAGAUGGAGGCCCUAGCCAGGAAGAUACUGAACAAACCCAUCGAGGUGCAGGUGGGUGGCCGCAGUGUGGUGUGCAAGGACGUAGAACAGCAUGUUAUUGUCAUUGAUGAGGACAAGAAAUUCCUGAAGCUGCUUGAGCUGCUGGGUAUUUACCAGGAGAAGGGCAGUGUGCUGGUGUUUGUAGACAAGCAGGAACAUGCGGACGACCUGAUGAAGGAUCUGAUGAAGCACUCCUACCCCUGUCUCUCUCUACAUGGUGCCAUCGACCAGUAUGACCGUGACAGCACAAUCAGCGACUUCAAGAACGGCAACAUUAGUCUACUGGUGGCGACUUCUGUGGCUGCCCGAGGUUUGGAUGUACGACAUCUGAUACUGGUGGUUAAUUAUGACUGUACCAACCACUACGAGGACUAUGUACACAGAUGUGGCCGGACAGGAAGGGCAGGCAACAAAGGUUUUGCUUACACCUUCAUCACCCCAGAGCAGGAGCGAUAUUCUGGAGACAUUCUGAAGGCCCUGGAGAUGUCAGGAGGUAAUGUCCCUGCUGACCUUGAACGUCUGUGGAAUGAAUACAAGGAAAGGGCCAAGGCUGAGGGCCGGACUGUGAAGAGCUCCAGUGGAUUCAGGGGUAAAGGGUUCAAGUUUGAUGAAACUGAAUCUCAUCUAGCAGAUGAGAGAAAGAAAGCACAGAAGGCAGCCCUUGGUCUCCAGGACUCUGACGAUGAGGAUAGCAGUAUGGAUAUUGACCAGCAGAUUGAGGAUAUGUUUGCCAGUGUUAAGAGAGUCACUGAUGUGGCUAAGCCUACAGUACCUUCCCAGACUCCGCAACCGAUGGCUGCAGCACCAACAGUCUCCAACCAACAAAAGCUUGAGCUGGCUAAACGCUUGGCUGCCAAGAUCAACAUGGCGAAGAAGAUAGGGCCAGACGCCCAGGAUAUCACUCAGCAGGCUGCCAAGUCCAUCUUAACUGGAGACGGAGCUGCUCCACAAGUGGCCUCAAAGACGAUAGCAGAACAAAUGGCAGAGAAGAUAAAUGCCAAGCUUGGAUACCGACCACAAACAGAAGAGGAUGAGGGUGCAGACACUAAUGCGGAGACUUUCAAACGCUACGAGGAAGAGCUGGAGAUCAAUGACUUCCCACAGACUGCACGCUGGAAAGUUACGUCAAAGGAGGCUCUUGCCCAGAUCUGCGAGUACUCGGAAGCUGGGAUCACGGUGAGAGGAACAUAUUUCUUACCUGGCAAAGAAGUGAAGGAGGGUGAGAGGAAACUGUACCUAGCUAUAGAGGCUACUAGUGAUAUGGCUAUACAGAAGGCCAAGAAGGAGAUAACGCGUCUCAUCAAGGAAGAGCUCAUCAGGCUGCAAACGUCAUACCAGCCAAUGAAUAAGGGACGCUACAAGGUUGUAUAGACUCCAGACCAGAGGUGUCGUUGUUUGUGGACGAUAACAGCAGCUACAAAACCGUGUUUAUGGACUGUAAUAUCGGUUAAAGUGUGCCUGUUGUUGACGGUACCUGUUAGCUUGUAUGGACUGGAUUGUCCUGUUACAGUACUACAAUUUAGGACAGUAAUAUCUUAACAUGGUUUUCAUCUCAGAAAACUAAUACAAGACACUAAUGUGUACCAGUACAUAAUGUAGAAACUUAGGACUGGUACACAGAUUUCUCUAAGGACUUCAAAACACUUUCUUUCUCCAAAAGCAAUGCAAUUAACAUAAAAUUUUAAAGAGUACCCCAACAUGUAUACCAUGAACUUAAAAUCAUAUCUGAUAUGUUGGUUUAGAGAAUAAUGUUAUGACUCGUUACACUGUUGUCAUUAAAACAUGUGUAUUUU